AUAUGAGUUGUAAUCGGCUAUCGGUUAUCGGAAUUGAGCAUAAAGAAUUUACUCACACAUGUAUACACAUACAUAUGUUUGUGUACAUACUAAUUUUGCGUCCUGUAGAAUUUUAAAAUAUUAUUGAAUGGUUCUAACGUAGUGUUAAAUAUCGAAAUAUGGACCGACUUUGUCGUGUUUGUAUGGACAGUUCUGUUACGUUGGUUGACAUAUUUGCCGAACGGCUGCAACCGUCAAAAAAGGACCCUAGCCUGGCUGAAAUGCUCAAUGAAUUCUGCGAGGUGAAACCGAAGGAUUUGCUGCCUCAGACCAUAUGCCUGUCCUGCGUUCUUGCGGCGCAAAAUGCUUACAGAUUCAAACGGACGUGCGAGGAGAGCAAUCGCCAGCUAUUGGAGAUGCUGGCGAUAAGAAACCAGGACAGUACCAAGUACAUAGUUCCUUGCGUAGAAGCUGUCUACCAAGCUGAGGAGAUUCCGGUGAACUUGAAUUGCAUCAAGGUGGAGCCAACUCAUCAAGAUGUAGCAAUUACCAGUGACACUGUGCAACCUCAAUUGAAUGUGAAACCAAUAAUAAGAUCGGUACAACCGCGGUAUACUAUAAAUAAAAAGAUCAGGCGCAACCAACAAACUACAGAUAUAUAUACCCACAAGUGCAAAUUCUGCGGAAAAGGAUUUAACGGAUUAUAUCCAACGCGAUUACACGAGAAACGCCACACUGGAGAGAAAACCUUUUUUUGUUCCACUUGUGGCAAGGGCUUCAUCCGCGGUCACGAUCUGAAGAUACAUACUCGUAUUCACACCGGUGAACGGUUCCAGUGUCCACACUGCCCACGAUCCUUCAUCCAAAAGCAUAUUCUUAAAACUCAUAUGCAAAAUCACACAAUGAAGGAUUUUCGCUGCGAGCAUUGUCCCUACGUAUUUAAAUUGCAAUCUCAGCUACGAAUACAUAAAUCCGUCUCGCACGGACAACCUGUUAAUGCAGUUAAAAAAACUGUGGUAAAGACACAUGCGACUAAGGGUAAAAUGCAGAAUACUAAGAUUAUUGUGCAGCAAAAACCACAAAAGACAUUAACUGUCUUAGAGCGUGGAUUACGUGAUAAACUUCCGCCUGUCUCAUACGAGGAAUUGGAUAUAGAAUGUGAACUUAACGAUAAUUACACUGCGCCGACCAAAUUAAAGUGUAAACAAAAAAGUUUCGAAAAGCCCAAAAAUAUGGCUCUAAUCAAAAGUCAGAAAGAGCCUAAACAGCCAAUAGACUCUUCAAAAAUCAAAGAUAAACACAAAAUUCACUUUUGUGACACCUGUGGCAAGGGAUUCCCCCGAAGAUACGCGUUGACGCAACACAAUCGAACUCAUACCGGCGAACGUCCCUACAAAUGCAGCUACUGCCCGAGUGCAUUUACCCAGGGACAUGCUCUCAAGAGGCACGUCGGCAGGAUUCACAGUAAAUUCGCUCACAAGGAACUGCAGAUUCCGCCGAUAAAGCGAGUGGUCGUUAGAGUCGCCCGCGUCCAACUGCCGUGUGUACUCACGUAUUGACUGAGGAAGGCGCUAUCUACUGGCGUGUUUCAAACUGAAUUCCAUUUUUUAGUUUUUUUAUUUGUUAUUUAUUUUUAAACAAGCAUGGGAAUUUUCUUAA
This is a messenger RNA of Drosophila innubila, 1638 nucleotides long. RefSeq names its product zinc finger protein 283. Bases 159 to 1538 code for a protein of 459 amino acids. The record is from RefSeq and is a predicted model, not a curated record. Gene Ontology annotation, cellular component: nucleus. NCBI's taxonomy places the organism in Eukaryota, Metazoa, Arthropoda, Insecta, Diptera, Drosophilidae. The transcript has 3 exons. Gene Ontology annotation, molecular function: zinc ion binding. Gene Ontology annotation, biological process: regulation of cytokine production; negative regulation of transcription by RNA polymerase II; regulation of immune system process.